Anarrhichthys ocellatus (wolf-eel) is the source of this 1147-nucleotide messenger RNA. RefSeq names its product transmembrane immune signaling adaptor TYROBP (gene tyrobp). NCBI's taxonomy places the organism in Eukaryota, Metazoa, Chordata, Actinopteri, Perciformes, Anarhichadidae. The transcript is spliced from 5 exons. The record is from RefSeq and is a predicted model, not a curated record. Gene Ontology annotation, biological process: positive regulation of natural killer cell activation; negative regulation of transforming growth factor beta1 production; positive regulation of microglial cell mediated cytotoxicity. Gene Ontology annotation, molecular function: signaling receptor binding. Gene Ontology annotation, cellular component: cell surface. Bases 154 to 477 code for a protein of 107 amino acids.
UUUGUGGACGGUUCUUCAUCUGUGAACCCUCCUAUCUCUGGCUUUCAACAUCUUGUUUAUAGGUGUGACCACACAGCCAUUUGAAAGACAACAGAAGGACCGGCCCUCAACCUCUCUCUCUCAUUUCUUCCUUUGCCAGAAACCAACAUAAAGAUGUUUGAUAUUUGUAUUGUGGGUUCGUUUUUUGGAUCUGCAGAAGGACAGCAAGACUGUGUUUCCUGUUACCUGAUAAAUAUAGCGUCUGUAUUGGGCAUUAUUGCCUCUGAUAUCAUCUUGACCGUCUUCAUCACCAUUUCUGUGUUCUGCUUUGCGACUCGCCACAAGAGAAGGAGGGAAUGGGAUGCUCAUGAUGGUAAAAGAAAUCUGCCAUCAUCAGCAUCAAAGAAAAUGGCAACAGAAGUCACAGAAUCUCCUUACCAGGAGUUACAUGGAGUCCAAUCAGAUGUGUACAGUGAUCUUCGGCAUUUUAGGAAAUGAAACACUGGAACUAUAAAAAUACGAACAAUGCCUUGUCUGCAAGCUAUAAUACCGCACACAUCUGUUGUGUGUGUGAGCCACUUCCCACUGCAUUAUAGGUAAUAACAUACAUGUCUUUUGCAUGUUGUAUUAAGUACUGUGUUGUGUUAAAUGUGAUGUUCACUGCAAAACAUUCUUGUUUUUUCUCAAGCUGUCUUCAAAUAUGUUUUUUCUAUUUAAGUGAUUAUAAAUUAAACUACAUUUUAAAAUCAAGGAAAUUAAAAAGAUGCAUUUUUUUUUUGUAUUUAUAUUUCAGGAGAUUACUUAAACACUUUCACAUUACAGUGAACAUACAAAGGCUUCACAUAUUGAGAUAAAAGUAAAAAUGUCAGACUCUCGAAGAUUCUGUUCUCAGUGAUCAGAAUAGGUGUGCUUGUUUCAUUUUCUGACAUCUUUGAUACUACGAUCUAUAGCAGCUUUAACCAGAUUCCAGGAGUAAGUCAAGCACAGAAUUGUCAGAACCUCUUUAUUUCUUAUAUUUGUUCACAUGGUCACAACACAAAAUGCACGUCAAAAUCUAAAUUUAGAUGAAAAAGUCCCAGAAGCAAUUGUAUUUGGAAGCAGCCAGUCUGCCUCGUAUGACUCAACAGAUGGCGGCCCCUGACUCAUUAUGAGGAAGAAAUAGAAUCUG